This is a messenger RNA of Salvia hispanica, 2120 nucleotides long. RefSeq names its product G-type lectin S-receptor-like serine/threonine-protein kinase At1g11330. The record is from RefSeq and is a predicted model, not a curated record. NCBI's taxonomy places the organism in Eukaryota, Viridiplantae, Streptophyta, Magnoliopsida, Lamiales, Lamiaceae. Gene Ontology annotation, molecular function: protein serine/threonine kinase activity; ATP binding. Gene Ontology annotation, biological process: recognition of pollen; protein phosphorylation. Gene Ontology annotation, cellular component: plasma membrane.
CAUCAUGAUGAAAUCCUUGUACAAUAUCCAAAUCUAUCCAAUCAAAAAAUGCAGCAAAAGUUUUACAGGUAAAGUAGCAUUACAAAGGUAUCUAUUUCUCCCUCUCCACCGGCGCUAAUGAUAAUACCCUCUUGCAUUCUGAUCACCGCCAUCAUCCACUUGUCUCUCUGUGGGGCAUUCUGUCGAGCACAAGGCGGCAGUAACAACACCUCAACCAAUUCCUGCGGAAGUAACGGCGAGUGUGGGGAAUUCGGGAGCUGCGACCCGCAAGCUGCACCAGUUUGCAGUUGCUUGCCCGGAUUCACCCCGCAGAAUGCUAGGGAUUGGGAGUCAGGGAACUGGAGCGGCGGAUGCGCGAGGAAGGUCGCUUUGAAUUGCGGCAACGCGACGAUUGGCGAUGGGUUUAAGAAGCUCGAUUCGAUUAAGAUUUCCAACUACACUUCCCGAUCGUCUGUUUCGGAAGACGAGUGUGAAGGUGUGUGUUUGGGGGAGUGUUCGUGUAUGGCGUAUGGGUUUGAUUCAGGGCUAGGUUGUUUGCUGUGGACUGUGCCGUUAAUCGACGUUCAGGUGGGCUCCAGCUUGGCCUCUGAUCUUUACAUCCGCCUCUCACUUGCUGAUUCUGAGUUUGCAGGUCACAAGAAAGGGUUUAAGAAGAUCUUUAUAGUUUUGCCAAUCCUUGGCUUUGUUGUUUUGUGUGUUUGCUCAUGUUUUGGUUGGAAAUGGAUUGCUAAGCAUCGAGUUGUGUGUGAAUUAGGCAAUGGAGAAGCCAUUGAACAUGGAAAUGGGAGGGUGUCGCGCAAUGAUACCUCUGCUCAAGAUGCAUUGAGUCGAGUUAAUCUUGAAGACGUACCGUUGUUUAAAUUUGAGGAACUGGCUAAUGCGACCAAUAGUUUCUCUGAAGCUAACAGGCUAGGGAAGGGUGGUUUUGGUCCUGUCUACAAGGGAGUUUUGGCUAAUGGAAGAGAAAUUGCAGUUAAGAGGCUUUCAACUGCAUCGGGACAAGGGAUGCAAGAGUUUAUGAAUGAAGUGAAGCUCAUUUCUAAACUCCAACACAGGAAUCUUGUUAGAUUACUUGGCUGCUGUGCAGAGGAUAGAGAGAAGAUGUUGGUAUAUGAAUACAUGCCUAAUAAAAGCUUGGAUUUUUUCCUAUUUGAUCAAUUGCAAGAGGUCCUAGAUUGGAGGAAGCGUUUCAAUAUUAUUGAAGGUAUUUGUCGAGGCCUUCUUUAUCUCCAUAGAGAUUCUAGAUUGAGGAUAAUCCAUCGAGACCUCAAGCCAAGCAACAUAUUGUUGGAUAAUGAUUGGAACCCGAAGAUUUCAGACUUUGGCAUGGCCAGAAUAUAUGAGGCCAAGCAAGAUCAUGUCAGCACAGUAAGAGUGGUAGGAACAUACGGAUAUAUGGCUCCUGAGUAUGCAAUGAAAGGGAGAUUUUCGGAAAAAUCAGACACGUUUAGCUUUGGAGUUCUGAUGCUGGAGAUUGCUACCGGGAGAAGGAACACAAGCUUCUAUCCCCAAGAAGGCUCUUUGAACCUCCUCGGACAUAUUUGGACAGCAUGGAAUAAAGACAUCGUCACGGCUUUGAUAGAUCCAAGAAUAUUGAGUUCAAGUUACCGGACUGGGGUGAUGCGGUGCAUACAUAUCGGAUUAUUGUGUGUCCAAGAACUUCCUGAAGACAGGCCAUUCAUUUCGGCUGUACUGUCAAUGCUAAGCAGUGAAACCAUAGAGCUUCCUGAACCAAAGCAAUCGGCGUUUUCUUACAACUCGAGCCGCACGGAUACAGGUACAAGUUCUUCUCAGCAGAGUAAGAGUAGUGGCUCCUUGAACAAUGUAACUAUCUCAGUGGUUAACGGUCGAUGAUGCUUGUCGACUAUAUACAUCUGUUUGGAUUUGUUGUAAAUGGAUUUUGAGGUCGGGGUUUAGGUUAGUGAAUUAGGCGUUCGCUGGUACUGAGUUACCGGAGAGUUUAGGAUCGCCGGUGAUGGGAAAACGGCCAUCAAGAAUCAGUCGGGAAUGGCUUGAACUUAUUGAGCUAAGAGAAAGAUAAGAUAUGGAAGUGUACCCAUUGCUUGAAUGUAAAAGAUGUGUACACUUGCUAUUUGAAGGAAAUAUAACCAAUUAAUACA